CUCGACGUCGCCGUCUCCUAGGCUGUGCUUGUUUCCUACCCACAAUACCGACUAUAUAGGGCUGGUCGCCCGUUCCUGUGCUUCUCUCUGACUCGACCCAAGGAAUCUCCGCCAUGUCUACACCCUUCCGACAGGAUAUGCCCCCACCGGGUGGUUUCGAGCCAGUGAAGUACAAGCGAAAUCUCCCGCUCCGUGGUCCGAGUGGCCUUGUCAUUCUCGGCGGCGUGACGGCGGUAUGCGCGUACGGCUUCUAUCGGCUUGGAAAGGGAAACCUUGAGAAGAGGGAGCUCCAAAGAGAGAAGGUCUGGUCGCGCAUACACCUAGUCCCGCUCCUACUCGCCGAGGGCGAUCGUGACGCGUACAGGCGUCAGCAAGCUGCGCUGGAACGAGAGAGGGAGAUCAUGAAAGAUGUUCCGGGCUGGGAGCGUCUACAACAACCCGCGCCAUCGGUCCUCAGAGUCGAUCGUGGUUAUAUGAUGGUAGCCGGUUUCCUUUGUAUCACCUUUCGGCAAGGCCGGGCUGUGCGGGACGGCGCCACGGUGGACGAGUCUGUGACUGCGGGACAGCCAGACAUCCGGACGCCCGACAACCGCCAGCAAGACGCCACAUUAGACACAGAACCGCCGAGUUGGUCCGCGAGUGACGAGAUCACGAGGAGGGCGUUGGGCACAGGCAGGGCGGGUCGGCACUGUAACUCCCAAAAGUGGGGAACAAUCCGGCCGGGAAAGGCAACAAGCCCAUCUCGCGCCUCCCAGUCCCGCUGAUUCUCACCGAGUCAGCGAACGAGGCACCGAAUUGUACUUAAUGCGCCAUGCCUCAAAUACCGCUCAUUCGAAUCCCGCCAUCCCUUGCAAACAUAUCCCCCCUUCUCAGAUCUCUCCGAGCCCGCCACAGACGCGUGGUUCCCACCCUCGCAACUUCCCUUUCCGCUCGCGCAUCCCCGCUUGCGCCAUCCCUCAUAAGGCCCGGUCCAAGCCGUUUGUAUCCUCGAACCACCUACGCUUCGACAUCCUCGAUGCCCGCCUCGCCCUUCUACCACCGCGAACACGACCGCGACGCAGCAACCAUCACCCUCGCUGCCUCCGAUAUGUCGCUACGAGACCACUCCCCCAUGUUCACCUUCGACGACCACGUCCCACAAUACGACCCUAUGAUCUCCGACCACGACAACAUGAUCUUUGGCCUCGAGCUCGACGAUCCGCUCUACCAAGAGUCUAAGUCUCCUUUCUCCAUGGACUCGACGCACCUCAUGCAAUAUAGCUCGAUGUCGUCUAUCCCCUUCCCUGGCUCACCCGAGUCGACGACCAGUCAGUUGGACGCCGGCAUGCCGACACACACACGACGCUACGACUCGACGUUCUCCAACAGCUCUGGCUACUUUGCUCCGUCGUCACCUGAAUUCAACGACUCUGCGUUGUACUCCAACUGGAUCGCUGACCCCGACGCUCCCCAUCCGUCAUCUGUGCCCAUCCCUAUCCCCGCCGGGCAUGCGCAGGGUCCGCAGUCGCCCAUGUCGUCGUCUUUCGCCGCAUUUAGCGAGAACUCGUCAAUCUUCCCUGACGUCACACCAUUCUCGCCGACGACAGCAUACGCCGCUCUACAACCACUGCCGCUCUCACCGCCCGAAGACACCGUUAUGACGGAGCAGCUACGCGCGGACCUUUCCGUCGGGAUUUCACCGCCCGCGAACCUCUACGGUGCGGAGCCGCCGGCGUGGGCCUCACACCUGUGGGAUCCAUCGGUGCAGUUGCCUUCUCCCGGAGCUCCGGUGGCGGUCAUGCCCCUAUCAGACGACAACUUCGCGACACAGAGGCCUCGGAUGUCACUGCGAAGAGGCACACCCGUGACGCAGCUCUUCCAGUCUUCUAGCGCGCCGUCGCCGUCACACGCGCGGCCGUCUCUGAGCCUGUCGCGGCCAUACAGUACGCGGCGGUCGGAGAGUAUCAGCGAGCACGACGAUCGAGAUGCCACUGUCAGGAGGAAGAAGCGACCUAUGGAGGACGACGAGAUGGAUGCGCAGGCGCAGACACGCGAGAAGCGCUCCGAGAGUCCUCCCCUGAAAUCGGUCCUCCGCCCGCCCAAGCUGGCUCCCUCUGCUUGGCAGCUGUACUUCACAGAUUGGAUCCAGCGUCACCAGGCUUCCAGUCACAAGAAGCUCAAUGUCGCACAGGCGGCUAAAGAGGCCGGCCAGGAAUACGCCAAACUCUCCGCCGACCAGAAGGAGCCUUACCGACGUCGUUCCCAAGCCCUCAAGGAGGCUCGAGAACGCGACCUCAAUGCCUACAUGCGUACCCUGACCCCCGACGAUAUCAAGCGCGAGAACGCUUAUCGGACGGCUCAGAGGAAGGCUGGGAAGUCGCGCAAGGGCAAUAUCAAAGACCCGAACGCACCGAAGAAGCCUCUCAGCGCAUACUUCAUGUUCCUGCAGCGCAUCCGAUCAGAUCCCGAGCUUGUCAAGGAGGUCUUCGGGGACGAGACUGAGACCACAAAGCAGUCCGUCCUCGCCGCGGGCAAGUGGCGCUCGAUGACUGAUGAGGAGCGCAAGCCCUUCCUUGCACAGGCUGAGCAGGAGAAGCUCGAGUACGAGUCGGCGCGCAAGAUGUACGAGGAAGGCACCACAGGUUACGGCAACAGCAUCAACUUCAGUAUCCUCCCUGGUGGUCCCAUUAACCUCAUGCCGAUUCCGCGUGCUAGCCAACGCCUGGUAAAGCAGGAGGCGCUCAGCUCUGAGAGCGAGAGCGACGGGUUCAAUACGGAUGACGGUGCCGACAAUACCCUUACUUCGCCCCGGCGUCGUUGAGCAUCACUCUUCUCCGGCUUCUCCUUACUAUCUUGGACUUUCGACUACAGCUUCGCCGUUAGGCGUAUCAUGAACGGUCUUAUGCUUCCCCGCUUUUCAUGUUUAGUUUGAACCUUCGUUCCCCAUGCGGGUGCAUUAUGGGCACUCUUCUGCCGCGAUCUUUCAUCUCUCUCUUUGGUCCACAUUGCCUUACAGUUCGCGUUUGGUGUUGUCUGCAGUUCUGUUCGCAGUUCUCACGACCGUGACGGACUCCCCAUCUUGCAUCGUUGUAUACCAACACCACCCUCCUCCAUCCUCAUGCUGUAUUGUUAGCCAGUCAUCUGUCUUCUGCUCUGUAUAUACGUAACGACCUUUCAUGACCACCCAUUGCCAGUACGUACUGUGCUAUACCUUAAUCUGAUAGCGACAAGCGGGCGACCAUCUUCUGAUGAGGAGCGCCGUCUUCGUCGAAUUCCUCACCCUCUUCCUCGUAUCCAAAUUUGCCAUAAAAUCCCUUCACGGGAAUCUGGGAGUGGCACGCAACUUUGACCGUGUCCGAAACCCUUGACCCAGGAGUCUUCGCAUCGACUUUGACAAAGUCGUGCAAGGACUGGACGAGUGCCCGCCCGAAGCGGUAUUUCCGAUAGUCCUUGAGCACGGCCAGGCGGCUGAGUUUGCAGUAGCCAUCCAUUUUCGCGCAACGGAUGGUGCCGAUCGGUUUCAGCGAAGGGGUUAGUCGCAGCAGAAAAUGGGUUGCUGUGUCGUCCAAGUCGUCUAUUUCUGUGUCGAGCGGAAAACCCUGCUCGUGGUGGAAGACGUCAAUGCGGACGUCAUAGCACUGCUGCCUGAGCUCUUCACGACCGGGCUGGCCGGGGGCAGGCACUAUGAUUAUUUCGUGCGGGGGUGGGGGUGCGGCCAUUAUCUCCCUGUGCGGGCGUAAGUGGAGGAGAUCG
Dichomitus squalens LYAD-421 SS1 is the source of this 3732-nucleotide messenger RNA. RefSeq lists its product as uncharacterized. The transcript has 16 exons. Bases 812 to 2800 code for a protein of 662 amino acids. The record is from RefSeq and is a predicted model, not a curated record. NCBI's taxonomy places the organism in Eukaryota, Fungi, Basidiomycota, Agaricomycetes, Polyporales, Polyporaceae.